AAACGACAACACUGGCAGUAGCUCACCGUAGCUCUGCAGUCGACAGUCUUCUCCAACCAAGAGUCCAACAACUCGGAUUUUGGUAAAAGUAAAAACUUUUUGUCGCUAUGGCUUUAACAAAGUUGAGCCUAUUUACAAGACCGAACCUCAGUGUACAGUCACUGAGCAUUGUCUCUACUCGAUUUAAUACCACUACUGCUGCUCCUCCUGCCAAGACAAAGUUUGGACCUCUUAAAGAUGAAGACCGCAUUUUCACCAAUCUUUAUGGUCGACAUGACUGGAGGCUGUCAGGUGCCAUGAAAAGAGGAGACUGGUACAAGACAAAGGAAAUUUUGUUGAAGGGAGUUGAUUGGAUUCUCAAUGAAGUAAAGAAAUCAGGCCUACGUGGACGUGGUGGUGCUGGAUUUCCCAGUGGCAUGAAGUGGAGUUUCAUGAACAAGCCUUCAGACGGCCGGCCUCGCUAUCUUGUGGUUAACGCCGACGAAGGCGAGCCAGGCACUUGCAAAGAUCGUGAGAUUAUGCGCCACGAUCCUCACAAGCUCAUCGAAGGAUGUCUCAUUGCCGGUCGAGCAAUGGGAGCCCGCGCUGCCUACAUCUACAUUCGAGGAGAGUUUUACAACGAAGGAACCAACGUUCAGGUGGCAAUCCAUGAGGCAUACAAACAAGGAUUAAUCGGCAAAAAUGCCUGCGGAUCCGGUUACGAUUUCGAUGUUUUUGUUCACCGCGGCGCAGGUGCUUACAUUUGCGGCGAGGAGACUGCUUUGAUCGAGUCCAUUGAAGGCAAGCAAGGUAAACCACGUCUGAAGCCCCCUUUCCCAGCUGAUAUUGGCGUUUUCGGCUGCCCAACUACCGUCGCUAACGUAGAGACCGUUGCAGUCGCCCCGACGAUCUGCCGUCGUGGAGGUGAUUGGUUUGUGGGUUUCGGUCGCCCCAGAAAUUCUGGUACGAAGCUUUUCAACAUCUCGGGUCAUGUCAACAACCCGUGUACUGUCGAGGAGGAAAUGUCUAUUCCGCUGAGAGAGUUGAUCGAGCGACAUGCUCGGGGAGUGGUUGGCGGAUGGGACAACUUAUUGGCUGUAAUCCCCGGAGGCAGUUCCACCCCGAUGAUUCCGCGCAAAGUUUGUGAUGAUGUUCUAAUGGAUUUUGACGCCCUGGUCGCUGCACAAACUGGUUUAGGCACAGCUGCCUUAAUUGUAAUGAACAAGCAGACUGACGUCAUCCGAGCCAUCGCUCGUCUUAUUGAAUUCUACAAACAUGAAUCUUGUGGACAGUGCACUCCAUGCCGCGAAGGCACCGGAUGGAUGAAUAAAAUCAUGUAUCGAUUUGUUGAGGGUAACGCCAAACCAGAAGAAAUUGAUAUGCUGUGGGAACUUAGCAAGCAAAUUGAAGGUCACACUAUUUGCGCUUUGGGAGACGGUGCUGCCUGGCCCGUGCAAGGUCUGAUCCGACACUUCCGCCCCGAGAUCGAAGAUCGCAUGAAACGUUUUGCCGAACGCCAGCAAUGCCAAAAGGUUGCUGCUUGAAUAUUGUAAAGAUGAUGGAGAAGUAGAAGCUGUUUAGAAAACUACAGGUUCAUAUAUACUGAUCGUCGGCCAUUUGGUUCAGCCGUCUGUGUAUAUCUUGACUGACUAAAAAUACCCGUCAGUGUACAUGUCAAUUCGAGGAAGAUACAUAUAACUAAAGGAAAUCUAAA
Daphnia pulicaria is the source of this 1693-nucleotide messenger RNA. RefSeq names its product NADH dehydrogenase [ubiquinone] flavoprotein 1, mitochondrial-like (gene ND-51). Bases 108 to 1523 code for a protein of 471 amino acids. Gene Ontology annotation, biological process: mitochondrial electron transport, NADH to ubiquinone. Gene Ontology annotation, molecular function: 4 iron, 4 sulfur cluster binding; FMN binding; NADH dehydrogenase (ubiquinone) activity. Lineage: Eukaryota; Metazoa; Arthropoda; Branchiopoda; Diplostraca; Daphniidae. The record is from RefSeq and is a predicted model, not a curated record. The transcript is spliced from 8 exons.